Molecule: messenger RNA, 3679 nt
Organism: Sardina pilchardus (European sardine)
Lineage: Eukaryota; Metazoa; Chordata; Actinopteri; Clupeiformes; Clupeidae
Product: serine/threonine-protein kinase DCLK2-like
Exons: 16
Coding region: 591-2621 (676 amino acids)
Biological process (GO): protein phosphorylation; intracellular signal transduction
Cellular component (GO): microtubule cytoskeleton
Molecular function (GO): ATP binding; protein kinase activity
Source: RefSeq, a predicted model, not a curated record
CCUCGCUCUCGUCAGGUGAACGCCACACGAGACGGCGGAUUCUGCGUCACCUUGCGGAUUCCCUCAUCUCCCGAGGUUGACUGGUGGGGGUCUGCGCAUGCGAGGUUAUAGGGGAGACUUGAGAGGCCACCUAUACUGACAACUGCACACGAGAUAAAUCAGUGUUGCCGGGGAACUGGUUGGGAUGAAAAUGGACUCUCUUGACUGACGAGCAGACCUGCUGUCAUCAAUUUGGCACCCUGUCCAGUAAUCAACGCAGAAUUGCUUUGAGAAGGGCGGGUGCUGUCCUCGCAUCCCAUUAAUUUGUGUGUCUGUGUUAUGUGUGCGUCUGCUGUGACGUAUGUCUUUGUGGACCAGCCUACUAGCGAACGGAACAGGUGGCGCGUGGCUCUUUUGUAUCGGGUUUGGAUCAUGUCCUCUCUCCUCAGCGUUGUCUCAGGACGGAAAGUAUACCGCUAGCGUGGCGUGCAUAUUCGUGUAAUUGCCUUGAACUCGUGAUCUCUCCUCAGAAAACCACAUGCUCGCCGAUCACUGUUAACCCCAAGGCUCCGGUAGCCUAAUCCUGACCGGUGUCCUGUGCGCGAGACGAGAUGGCGCUGGGCCGAGGAACCAUAGAACUGGAACACUUCGACGAGCGAGACAAGACGCAUCGCUCGUCUCGCGCAGCCGACUUGGGUUCACAGUCUGGUUCGCGAGCCGGCAGCGUGGUCCCGAGCCCUGCACACAGCGCGAAUUGUAGCUUCUACCGUACACGCACGCUUCAGACACUGAGCUCCGAGAAACGCGCAAAGAAAGUGCGCUUCUACCGGAAUGGGGACCGGUGUUUCAAGGGGCUACUGUACGCCGUGUCGGGCGACCGCUGCCGAUCCUUCGACACGCUUCUGGUGGACCUCACCCGCUCUCUCGCAGACAACCUGUACCUGCCACAGGGAGUCCGCACCAUCUACACUGUGGAUGGGUCGAAGAAGGUGACGAGCUUGGACGACCUCUUGGAAGGUGAGAGCUAUGUGUGUGCCUCCAACCAGCCCUAUCGGAAGGUGGAGUACUCUAGCGUGGCGCCUCCCAGCUGGGGCUCCCGUAAGGCGGGGGCGGGGGCGGGCGGGGGCACGGUGGCCCGCGGAGCAGGGCCCGGCCCGGGGAUCAGCGCGGUGUCCGGCGCGGCCCUGGUGGGCUCCUCCUCCGGGCGGGAGAGCCGCGAGUUCGUGCGUCCCAAGCUGGUGACGGUGGUGCGGGGGGGGGCGCGGCCGCGGCGGGCGGUGCGCGUGCUGCUCAACAGGAAGACGGCGCACUCCUUCACCCAGGUGCUCAGCGACAUCAACAACGCCUUCAAGCUGGAGGCAGGCGCCAUACGCAAGCUGUACACGCUCGACGGCAAGCAGCUAACAUGCCUGCAAGACUUCUUUGGAGAUGACGACGUCUUUGUGGCCUGUGGAAUGGAGAAGUUCCGUGUCCAGGAUGACUUUGUAAUGGCCAGCAAACCAUCACGCUCUUUUGUUAACGAGCUGAAAUCAUCUCGUGCCCUCAAGCCCAAGACCUCUGCUGUAACAACACCCAGUGGGAAAGGUAGUGAAGCACCUGGAUCCCACAGUUCAGCAGUGAGAUCGAAGACACCCAGUUCAGGAAGUCAAUCCAGCAUCAAGCUCUCUGCUCGUUCCUCCUCACGCCAAGAUACGAGGGAUGCAGAAGAGACGGAUGAGGAGAGCCGUGAGGUGUCUUGUCUUAUCUCGGAGCGCUAUGAGGUGGGCAGAGUGAUUGGGGAUGGCAACUUUGCUGUGGUGAAGGAGUGUGUGGAGAGGUCUACCGGGCAGGAGUAUGCACUGAAAAUCAUUGAUAAGGCCAAAUGCAGUGGAAAGGAACACCUGAUAGCCAAUGAGGUGGCGAUUCUGCGGCGGGUGCGGCACCCAAGCAUCAUCAUGCUGAUUGAGGAGGUGGACACGGCCAGUCACCUGUACCUGGUCAUGGAGCUGGUCAAGGGAGGGGACUUAUUUGACGCCAUCACCUCCUCCACUAAGUACAGUGAGUGCGAGGCCAGCGCCAUGCUGUUCAACCUGAGCGCCGCUCUCAAGUACCUGCACCAGCUCAGCAUCGUGCACAGAGACAUCAAGCCAGAGAACCUGCUGGUGUGUGAGUAUCCUGAUGGCACUAAGUCUCUGAAGCUGGGGGACUUUGGGCUGGCCACAGUGGUGGAUAAGCCUCUGUACACCGUCUGUGGAACACCUACCUACGUGGCUCCUGAGAUCAUUGCAGAGACUGGAUACGGGCUGAAGGUGGACAUUUGGGCGGCAGGGGUGAUCAGCUACAUCCUGCUGUGUGGCUUCCCUCCGUUCCGCUCCGAGAGGAACCAGCAGGAUGAGCUCUUCCAGAAGAUUCUCGAGGGCCGGCUGGAGUUCCCCACACCAUACUGGGACAGCAUCAGUAGUUCUGCUAAGGAUCUGAUUGGCCGGAUGCUGCAAGUGAAUGUGGGAAAUCGUUACAGUGCAGAGGAAGUGUUGUCACAUCCAUGGGUUUUGGAUGACUCCGAAAACAACGUGAAGCUCGAUUCACCUGAUGACUUGGACAGCAACACAGCAGCGGGCACAGAUUCUGACCAUCUGAAUGACAAUGGUUAUGGGACUAGGUAAGCGCACAGCAAGCUGCUGACAGUGAGACACAAGACUCCAAACACAACAGCAAGCCUACAAGACCAAUAAACCAACCAGGACUGCGUUUCUCACAAGCGCACCCGUGCUGCGACCAUCAUAACUAAAGAGUGUUCCGAUUGAUAGCUGCUCUCACCACCAAUAGGUGACCUAAUGGCAUAGCACUGAGACCUAUGGGAAAUGUAGUCCAGAAGCACCCAACCCACACCAGAUGCCUCUCCGCUCACCUCUCCGCUGGGCCCCCAGCUGCACUGUGCCGCCCGCCGCCCUUUUUCUACAGUUGGUCAAUCGAGAAUUAAUAAGGUCUACCUGACAUGUCUACCAAUUAGAAUUCUUUUUUUGCACUGAGUUACAUGCCAUUAUGUGAUUUGGUGCAAAAUAAUAGAUAUGUUUGUGUCAUAAGACAAUAUGAUUUGGUGAUAAAUAAUAAUAGAUACGAUUCAAUCAUUUCAUAGAAUGGUGGUUAUUUGAAUCUGAGUUUUUCUCUACAGUGUACUUGGACCUUGUUAGUUCUCAGUUGACAGGCUCAUCAGUACUCCUCUUACUCCAGAUAUACUACAGAUAGAUGUAGUCAUUCAUGUCUCUGUUCAGUGUGACCAUAAAUCGUUCAACAAGCCUUCAAGUCAUUACAGUAUACGUGUGCAAGUGUGUGUGUGUGUGUGUUUGUGCGAGUAUUUGGACGUGUGUGUGUGUGUGAGAGAGAGAAGUUGAAGACCGUUCUUGUUUUGCAUUUAAGUGUGUUAUGAAAAAAAGCCAAUGAAAUCGCAGAAAGAAAACAGGCUCAGAUUGUUUGUGUGUGGUGUAUAGUAUGUAGUGUGUGCAUGUGCCCUGAGAAGUCCUUGCUUAUUUGAAUCUUGUUGUUUAAAAAAAGGAAAGUGAAAGUUUUGAGUAUGAGUGACUGUGUGCGUGUGUGUGUGUGUGUGUGUAUUGUGUUUGUUCCCAAAGAAAUGUGCAUCUUUGAUUCCCAUCCUUAGUCGUGUAGGACAAGAUGUUAAGAUGCUCUUCUGUCAGAUUUUUGUACAUUAAAGUUCAUUCCUCGA